ACGCAAGAGACGCACCUGUCGGGCUCCGGACUCCUGCAGCUUUUCCUCCCGUUCGGGCGGGUCAGGGCCGGAGGGGUCCCGAACCCGCAGCCCCAGAUUCCUAGCCCGAGUUCGCUUGGGGGCCGCAGUCGGUCUGGAUGAUGAGGAAGGAAGGGGCGGUGGCUUGACCGCCAUCCUACUUUUCCUCCCGAGUUGGAGCAUGGAUCCAAUUUGAGUCUAUUGAGAGUGAAGUGAGCUUGGAGAUUUUUCAUUUUUGAUUCGGGGUAAGAAGCAGGUUGGCGUUAGGAGAGCCCUUCAGAGCGAGAGGGUUUAACUUCAUGCUGCUUCCUGUGUUUUAAGGACGGCCAAAAAAGAAUAAUAAAAAACACCCAACAGCCCCCAAGUCCCACCUGGCAUGUUUUACGUAACGUCUUCACUAGAAAACACCAGGUAUCUUUAAAGUCGCGCUGCUUCUCCGUGUGUGCCGAGCUCUGCCCCACGCUGGCUAGGCUUUAGGUCCGAAACAGAUGCAGAACCCAAAGGCAGCGCAAAACACAGCCACGGACUUUGCUAUGCCUCUGAGCUGCGAGAAAAUCCAGCAGCUAAAUGGAGUCUGAGCAGCUGUUCCAUAGAGGCUACUAUCGUAACAGCUACAACAGCAUAACCAGUGCAAGCAGCGAUGAGGAGCUUUUAGAUGGAGCAGGUGUGAUCAUGGACUUCCAGACUUCUGAAGAUGACAAUUUGUUAGAUGGUGACACAGCAGUUGGAACUCAUUAUACAAUGACAAAUGGAGGCAGCAUUAACAGUUCUACACAUUUACUGGACCUUUUGGACGAACCAAUUCCAGGUGUUGGUACAUAUGAUGAUUUUCAUACUAUUGACUGGGUGCGAGAGAAAUGCAAAGACAGAGAAAGGCAUAGACGGAUCAACAGCAAAAAGAAAGAAUCAGCAUGGGAAAUGACAAAAAGUUUGUAUGAUGCAUGGUCAGGAUGGCUUGUGGUAACACUAACAGGACUGGCAUCAGGGGCGCUAGCCGGCUUAAUAGACAUUGCUGCUGACUGGAUGACUGAUCUAAAGGAGGGCAUUUGUCUUAGUGCGUUGUGGUACAACCAUGAACAGUGCUGUUGGGGAUCAAAUGAAACAACAUUUGAAGAGAGGGAUAAGUGUCCACAGUGGAAAACAUGGGCAGAGCUAAUCAUAGGUCAAGCAGAGGGCCCUGGGUCUUACAUCAUGAACUACAUAAUGUACAUCUUCUGGGCUUUGAGUUUUGCCUUUCUUGCUGUAUCUCUGGUAAAGGUAUUUGCUCCAUAUGCCUGUGGCUCUGGCAUUCCAGAGAUUAAAACUAUUUUGAGUGGAUUUAUCAUCAGAGGCUACCUGGGAAAAUGGACUUUAAUGAUUAAAACCAUCACGUUGGUACUGGCUGUGGCAUCAGGUUUGAGUUUAGGAAAAGAAGGUCCCUUGGUACAUGUUGCCUGUUGCUGUGGAAAUAUUUUUUCCUACCUCUUUCCAAAGUAUAGCACAAAUGAAGCAAAAAAGAGGGAGGUGCUGUCAGCUGCCUCAGCUGCAGGUGUUUCUGUAGCCUUUGGUGCACCAAUUGGAGGAGUUCUCUUUAGUCUAGAGGAGGUUAGCUAUUACUUUCCUCUCAAAACUUUAUGGAGAUCAUUUUUUGCUGCUUUAGUGGCUGCAUUUGUUUUGAGAUCCAUCAAUCCAUUUGGUAACAGCCGCCUGGUCCUUUUUUAUGUGGAGUAUCAUACACCAUGGUACCUUUUUGAACUAUUCCCUUUUAUUCUCCUAGGAGUAUUUGGAGGGCUUUGGGGAGCCUUUUUUAUUAGGGCAAAUAUUGCCUGGUGUCGUCGACGCAAAUCCACCAAAUUUGGAAAGUAUCCUGUUCUUGAAGUCAUUAUUGUUGCAGCCAUCACUGCUGUGAUAGCCUUCCCUAACCCAUACACUAGGCUCAACACCAGUGAACUAAUUAAAGAGCUUUUUACAGAUUGUGGUCCCCUGGAAUCCUCUUCUCUUUGUGACUACAGAAAUGACAUGAAUGCCAGUAAAAUUGUCGACGACAUUCCUGAUCGUCCAGCGGGCGUUGGAGUGUACUCGGCUAUCUGGCAACUUUGCUUAGCACUCAUAUUUAAAAUCAUAAUGACAGUGUUCACUUUUGGGAUCAAGGUCCCAUCAGGCUUGUUCAUCCCCAGCAUGGCUAUUGGAGCAAUCGCGGGGAGGAUUGUGGGGAUUGCCGUGGAGCAGCUUGCCUACUAUCACCAUGACUGGUUUAUCUUCAAGGAGUGGUGUGAGGUCGGGGCUGACUGCAUCACACCUGGUCUUUAUGCCAUGGUUGGUGCUGCUGCAUGCCUAGGUGGUGUGACAAGAAUGACUGUCUCCCUGGUGGUUAUUGUUUUUGAGCUUACUGGAGGCUUGGAAUACAUUGUUCCCCUCAUGGCUGCAGUAAUGACCAGUAAAUGGGUUGGUGAUGCCUUUGGUAGGGAAGGCAUUUAUGAAGCACACAUCCGGUUAAAUGGAUACCCUUUCCUGGAUGCAAAAGAAGAAUUCACUCAUACCACUCUGGCUGCUGAUGUCAUGAGACCUAGAAGGAAUGACCCUCCCUUAGCUGUCUUGACACAGGACAAUAUGACAGUAGAUGACAUAGAAAACAUGAUUAAUGAAACCAGCUACAAUGGCUUUCCUGUCAUAAUGUCAAAGGAAUCUCAGAGAUUAGUGGGAUUUGCUCUCAGAAGAGACCUGACAAUUGCAAUAGAAAGCGCCAGAAAGAAACAAGAAGGCAUCGUCGGCAGCUCUAGGGUGUGUUUUGCACAGCAUACCCCAUCGCUUCCAGCAGAAAGUCCUCGGCCACUGAAACUUCGAAGCAUCCUGGACAUGAGCCCUUUUACAGUGACAGACCAUACCCCAAUGGAGAUUGUGGUGGACAUCUUCCGAAAGUUGGGGCUGAGGCAGUGCCUUGUAACUCACAACGGGAUUGUCUUGGGGAUCAUCACUAAGAAGAACAUUUUAGAGCAUCUCGAGCAACUAAAGCAGCACGUGGAGCCCUUGGCGCCUCCUUGGCAUUAUAACAAAAAAAGAUAUCCUCCGUCAUAUGGCCCAGACGGCAAACCAAGACCCCGCAUCAAUAAUGUUCAACUGAAUUCCAUAGAUGAAGAGAGAGAAGAAACAGAAGAGGAAGUUCGUCUGUUGAGUAGCACAACUCUUUAACCUGAGGGACUUGUCCACUUUUUUUCCUUCUUAAAAAAAAAACAACAAAAAACAAAAAACAGUAUGAGCCAAUGAAGUUCUUGCAACCUGGUUUGCAAGUCAUGCUGGUGGAGUAGAGGAAUUGUUUGGAAGGGAAAGGAGAGAGGUAGUUCCCUAACUGGAGCAGUAAAUCAUCUCAUGCCGUUCUAUACUGGCUACAUCAUGGCAGAUGUGCCAUGAUGGCGUAGGCCUGAGCCUCCAUGGAGUUGACCUGGAGUCCUUGAGCACCUGGCUGUUACUUCAGCAUCUCAGAGACACAUUAUUAUCCCUGUUUCUGGAGGGAUUACUUUGAAGUGAGCCAUCUACUAAGACUGCAAGGUCUUGCCUUUUUUUAUCAGCACUGUUCUGUUUAAUUCAUGAAUUAUAUAGUUAAGCAUUACAUUUCUACAUUCCAGAAGAGCUUUUCUUUCUUUCCCUCUCUCCUGAGCUGUAACAAAGCCUCUUUAAUUGGUGUACCCUUUUGAAGCAGUCCUUUCUCAUAUUGAGAUGUACUGUAAUUUUCCUGAGGUUUCAUCACAAGAAAGGAAUGUUUCUUGUGCCAUUAACCAUGAAGUCCUACCAUCAUUAAGGCUUGGAACAGUGCAUACAAAGGCUGGCCAAACAGGUUAAAAUCCUGAAGUAUGAACAAAAUCCCCAGCUUAUGUGCUGUGUGGUUCAGAACUGAAAACAAACUUCACUUUGAACUGUUUUAUUUUUCCUCUCAGAUUUUAUGGAUAAUGUGACCUGGUCUUAUGCAAAUUUUCUAUUUCUAAAAUUACUACUAUGACAUACAAGUGCUGUUCAGCAUAACUAAGCUGCUGCUGCGUGACAGUGAUGAGAUGGAAGGAUUCCAUUAGCUGUGUCUGGUAUUAAUUGCAUGUUACAACACUGGAUUAUUUUUCCCUUGAAGCUAUAUCAGUCCUUUUCUUUCAAGAUGUUUAACUGCUGACACUGAAGAUGAGGUGUAAUUCAUAACUUGCACUAAAUGUAUAUUUGUUUUCUUAAAAAUUACCAUUCUUAUUUAUAUUUUUAUGGAUUAAAAUUUAUAAAAUACAGAUCAGUUCAUAUCGCACUUAAAUAAUUUUAUCUUUUUAGUGUGGUUUUUAUAGACUAAUUUGACUUACAAAUAUGGAGGUAUAAACGUUUACAAUGGGAGCAAGGGUUUCAGAAAAUGUGGCUCCUUCUCUGUGACCAGUGUGCGCAUAAAUAUACCUUCUUCAGAUCUCUCACUGCCAUCUCCUGGAUUCUGUCUUCUGAUCUGUCCAUUCUGACCCACAAACAGAAAGCUGAAAACACUUAAAUUACUUAGUAGGUGAAAACCAAAACUUAGUGCUAGCCUUUUUUUUUCUUUUAGAAAAAUAAAAUUAAACAAAAUAAUGGAAAUAAUAAAAUUGUAAAGGUAGCAGUUAAAAUUCUAAGCUGAGCAUCACCUUUGAUUGAUGGGUAGUUCCUGUCUGUAUUUGGUGUCCACUGAUGGUUUGAAUAGCUAGAGUGCACAAUGUUUGCAGGAUGAGGUAAAUGCAACACAGAGUAUUAGGAGUUCUGGGAAAUGCCUGUCCUAAUCAUGCUCUUAAUUCGCUAUUGGCAAAGGGAAUUUGCUCAAUAGGCUGGCCUAAAUAUCCCGUGAUUAUGCAUUUUUGAUAGGCAAAUGAAUUUUUUCAGACAUUUUUCUGAAACAACUGGCAAUGAGCCAUUUUUACAUUUUGAAAGUGAUUUCUUCUCUUCCUAGUUCUUAACCAUACCUGGAAGAUCACCUCAGAUCUGUGUGAACUUGAAGACUUACAAGAUCAUGAAGCCAUAUUAGAAUGAUUGAAAGUCGAGCUAAAUUUUAGAAUUUCUUAGCUAUGCUACAAUCUGCCAAAAAAUUAAUAUUUUUUCACGUUACUUAUUUUGCUUGGCAGAUUUUGAGUUCUUUUUUAUAACCCCUUAAGUGUACCUUUGGCUGUGCCCAGUGAAAUAGUUUAAAAUGACAGGUCUGUUUAUUCACAUGAGCAGACCUGCAGUGUGCAAGGCACUGCUCCAGUACCAACUCCUCAGUAUGGCUUAAGGAGAAGCAUGUUUCUUUGUAGAUAGGUUCAUGCACUAAAGCGAACUUGGAUUUUACUGUCCAUAUUUCCUUUUAUUUCAGAUUCUGUUUUCAUGACUCAUCUUGCUUCAGAGACUGACAUUUCAGGGCGGAUAUUCAAACAUAAAUUUUCUUCUUCGUUUUAUGUCUAUCUCUGAUGUGUCUUACUACUAAUAUUGGAAAAGUGCCGAUUUUUGAUGCAUUCAGAGGUUUUCUUUUGUAUUAGCAUCUGUUCUAGUUUUCUUUUUCAUACAUUAAGGUUUAUCUGCUUUUCAACCAAAUGAAAUAGUGGAGACCAUGAAAUACAUGUGCCUCACUAAUUGGCAAACUCGUUGACCAAUAUAAUUAGAGUAGCGCCUUAUUUGAGUACCCUUUUUGAGAAGGUAUGAUGAGAAUGGGCAAGUGUGUCAGCAUCUCGAAUUCUUAUUAAUAACUGUUUUCAGUUUUGGUUCAUGAAGAAUGCUUAGUUUGUUAAUCUGUGAUGUUGCCUAGAGUUGUAUUUAUCUGUUUUUAUUUAUACUAGUGUAGUAAAGCUGCAUAUCAUUACAGUAAAAGUGAUUACUGUGAUGAAUUAACCAGAAAAUCUAUUAAAAUCUCUAUAACAAUG
Messenger RNA from Jaculus jaculus (lesser Egyptian jerboa), 5876 nucleotides. RefSeq names its product chloride voltage-gated channel 3 (gene Clcn3). Gene Ontology annotation, biological process: transmembrane transport; chloride transport. The record is from RefSeq and is a predicted model, not a curated record. The transcript is spliced from 14 exons. Lineage: Eukaryota; Metazoa; Chordata; Mammalia; Rodentia; Dipodidae. Gene Ontology annotation, molecular function: voltage-gated chloride channel activity. The coding region runs from base 586 to 3186 and encodes 866 amino acids. Gene Ontology annotation, cellular component: synaptic vesicle; early endosome; membrane.